Molecule: messenger RNA, 558 nt
Organism: Funneliformis caledonium
Lineage: Eukaryota; Fungi; Glomeromycota; Glomeromycetes; Glomerales; Glomeraceae
Source: the annotation of a GenBank genome assembly
AUGGGUCUUCGUCAACGUGAAGCUGCUGCUCUUUUGAUUAAAGAAACAGGAAUUUCACUUACAAUUGAUGAAUACGUUGAAGAGGUUAUUAUAAGACAGAAAGAGAAAUUUCCUUUUACCAAACCAUUGCCGGGCGUGAUGCGUCUCGUAAAACAUUUAAAGGAACAUAACAUACCAAUUAUCGUAGCAACAAGUUCUCAUCGAAAAGCAUACGAAGAUAAAUCCAUGAAUAAUCAAGAUUUAUUUAAAUUAUUCGAUGCGAUCGUUUGUGGUGAUGAUCCAGAAAUAAAACAUGGUAAACCUGCUCCUGAUCUUUUCUUAACAGCUCGUGAAAGAUUAGGUAAUCCUCCACUAGAACAAUGUUUAGUUUUUGAGGAUGCUUUAAAUGGUAUUCAAGCAGCCAAAAAUGCUGGUAUGCCUGUAAUUUGGGUACCUGACCCUUGUUUAGCUGCUUUAUAUCCUGGUGUAAAUGGUGCUACUGAGGUGUUACCUUCAUUAGAGCUAUUUAAUCCCGCAAAAUAUGGUUUACCUCCUUACAUUAAUAAUGACGAUAUAUAA